AUGACUUCUUCUUCAACCAUAUUCACAGUCACCAAUGAACAGUUCAACCUGUUUCACUCCAUUGACCGAGAACUGUACUCACGGUUGAUUCUCAAACUUGGCCGGGACCAGGCGGAAUCGAUGCAAGUCAUGGCAUUCUGGUUGUGGCUCGAAAGAUCAGGCCGUGGCUCUCCUGUUGUGAAUAAACUGUUGUCUCUGCCCAUCACUUUGAUCAAUGAACUUGCAGAUGAAACUGUCACUUGCUUGAAAUGCAUAGAAAGCGACAACUUUUCUUUUCAUGGUCCAACUAUUUGUGCUCUUCAAAAUGUGACAGAUAGUGGUAUUACUCUUCAAUUCAUUCAUGAGAACAGGAUCAAUGUUCUUCGUGGAGUGACGAAGAUUGUGAAUGAGGUCUGUGCUAGGGCUUUUCGAAGAGUUACUGUCCCUCAAAUGAUUGGCAAAGUCGGUGAGUCUAGCAGUUCUGUCAAAACUGAAGGAGGGAGAGUGAGAGGAACAAUGGUGGGGGGUGGGUCUUAUCACCCAAUUAUAAAUGUGCCAUUUAAUACAAGUGUGGAAGCUAUUCCUCAUGUGGGUCAUGGCGGAACUGUGAAUUUUGGAGAAGGUAUGCCUUCUUCGGAGAAAAUUGGGGUUUCUGGGCAUGUGGUGGGUGUAGGGAAUGUGAAGGGUUAUGAUUUGAGUACAGAGCGCCAGAUUUUGAAUACUGAACUGAGUGAUAUUUUGAGCCGUGUUAACCUAACUGUGACGGAGGAAGAGAGAGAAGUUUCACCAGAUGACAGGAGUGUCUUCUUAACUUUCUCCAAAGGAUACCCAAUAUCUGAAACUGAAGUUAGAGACUUCUUUACCAGAAAAUUUGGAGAUUUUAUUGAAACCAUUUACAUGCAAGACGUCCCAGCUGAUGAGCAAGCACUAUAUGCACGACUUAUAGCCCGUUCGGCGUCGGUCAUUGAAGCUAUCGUCGGCGGUGGAGGUAGAGCAAAGUACACUAUCAAUGGGAAACAUGUCUGGGCCCGGAAAUAUGUGAAGAAGCGCCACCCAAAAUCGCCACCGCGAGUAACAGCAUCACCGCAGUCACAACCAGCUUCGCCGAUGGCAGCGCCGCCACCACCACCCUGA
Messenger RNA from Ilex paraguariensis (yerba mate), 1113 nucleotides. Lineage: Eukaryota; Viridiplantae; Streptophyta; Magnoliopsida; Aquifoliales; Aquifoliaceae. The record is from the annotation of a GenBank genome assembly.